Molecule: messenger RNA, 714 nt
Organism: Aspergillus viridinutans
Lineage: Eukaryota; Fungi; Ascomycota; Eurotiomycetes; Eurotiales; Aspergillaceae
Exons: 2
Coding region: 1-714 (237 amino acids)
Source: RefSeq, a predicted model, not a curated record
AUGGAUUCCAUCAAGGUCCCAGAAAUUGCGGUGGAGUAUGACUUGCAUGGAGUCGGCCGCAAAAUUAUAUCGGAGAUCACAAGCCGCGUCGAGACAUGUCUACCCUCAAAUCAGCCGAGAAAGCGACAUAGACGCCCCAAAAAUAAACCGCCCAGUACCAGCAACUCAAGAAUUACCAGGACUGGUGGCGGCGCCCUGCUGCAACCGAAUGACGCUCUAACAUCGCGACGCGGUCACGCUGAGGAUUUGCAGACGGAGAGCCAGCAUGGCCAUACCAGAGCCUCGGGGACAGAACAGAGCUCACAAGACCACGGACGAUUCCAUCCUAUCCCUGGCAUAAUUUCCGAUAAGCCACACAUCCACCACUCUGUAGAAACGGGAUUUUCUCAGCAGCACCCACGAACCACUGAGGUAGAGCGAGAAGGCUUAAUUCGUGAGCCUACAACUAUUGAACGACCUUUUCUGUCUGAAGCAGUUCCUACUCGGAUCACGGCUAUACUAAAUAACGAUCCAAACCCAGGAAUUAGAGCACCGCCAGCGUUUUUUGGACCCGCAGAAAUUUGGGAUUCACCUGGUACGAGUGAAAGGCCUACAAAGCGUCGACGGACAAUGCCAAAUUAUUCGACACAUCAUGGAACAUCUGGCAGUGCGCACAUUCGCGGUCAGUUAAAUGGUAAGAAGAUAAACGAAAUUUUCUACCUCGGCUGGCUCUAA